Messenger RNA from Papilio xuthus (Asian swallowtail), 3193 nucleotides. RefSeq names its product mitochondrial ribosomal protein L11 (gene mRpL11). Gene Ontology annotation, molecular function: large ribosomal subunit rRNA binding; structural constituent of ribosome. The transcript is spliced from 4 exons. The record is from RefSeq and is a predicted model, not a curated record. Bases 82 to 672 code for a protein of 196 amino acids. Lineage: Eukaryota; Metazoa; Arthropoda; Insecta; Lepidoptera; Papilionidae. Gene Ontology annotation, cellular component: mitochondrial large ribosomal subunit; ribosome. Gene Ontology annotation, biological process: translation.
UUGGUUGUGACUUAUAAUAAUUGACAUUUAUUAUAUUGUAGCCAUUUGAGGUUAGAAAAAUAUAAAAACAAGAACCUAAACAUGUCUAAAUCAGUUGCUAGAUUAAAAUCCAUGAAAAAAGUAGCUGAUAAAAUAGACCAUUCUUCUAAAUUAAGAACCAAUGUACCAGCCGGUAUGGCAGCUGCGGGACCCCCUUUAGGUCCUAUGCUAGGACAGCGUAAUAUAAACAUAGCAGCAUUUUGCAAGGACUUUAAUGAACGCACUGCUAACAUAAAGCCAGGCAUACCAUUGCCUACUAGAGUCAAAGUGAAUUCUGAUCGAUCAUAUCAACUUACUAUUCACCAGCCACCAGCUUCAUAUUUCAUAAAACAGGCUGCUGGUGUCAACCGAGGUGCUAUGCAUCCUGUAAAUGAGAUAUGUGGUAAAAUAACACUGAAACAUAUUUACGAAAUUGCAAAAAUCAAAUCACAGGAUCCACCUUUAGAAUGGAGGUCAAUAAAAGAAAUAUGUACAAUGCUUUUAGCUACAGCAAGAACAUGUGGUAUUGAAGUUGUCCGAGAUCUUGAUGCUAAGGAGUAUGGUGAAUUCCUUCAAGAAAGAAAACAAAUAGUUGAAGAGCAAAAGAAAAUGUUGCAAGAAAAGCGUGAAGCUAAAAUGUUGAGAACAGCAUAGGUUAUUUGUUGUUAAUUAGAUAUAUGUAGGUAAUAUAAAUUUAGAUUAAAUAAAACCACAGUAAUUGUUAGCAAGUGUUUUAUUAGACAUGAACAAUGAUACUAAAACAUUUAUGAGGUUUACGUAUUAUGCUAUGGAUAUGAAAAAUAAUUUCAUUUAAUUAUCUAUUAAAAUCCUGAGAAAAUAUUUGGGAACUAUAAGAAUGUUGCUCAGUCUACAUUUUACAACUAAAGUUAGUACUAAGAAUCAACAACACCAACCACAACACUUGAUAAAAUAUAUUUACCGUAGAAUAACACUGCUGUGACAUUUGUAAUCAAUAUUGCCAUCCUUUUCAUUGUCUUUGACAAAACAGAGAUGACAAUAUGUAUUAAUAUACAGAAGAGUUUCAGUGCUCUCAUUUUUACCAUGCCUUUGGAGGGAGUAGUUUAGGGUUGUGUGACAUUUUUCUGUUCACAGCUCUGGGUGGUCGCCCUAUAGCAUCCUGUCCUAAAGCCUGUACUGUUCAUAAAAGGCUACAAGUUUAUCUAGGCUGGUUAGAGACACUGCUAUCAUACUUCUGUCAGUUAGUUUAUAAUGUCAUGGAAAAUGACAUAAAAGAUGAAUAUGACAAGGCAUAAACAAGGAUCUUGUGACAUUUUUUAACAUUGAUUGGGUGGGGUCAGACAAUUUUGUCUAUCCAUACAAGUAUUACAGCAGUUAUUUCCCGGUUAAGAUAACACUAUUUACAAGCAUAAUUUAUUGAGCACCUAAAUUACACCUGUCAAUAUAAUAGACCUAUUUUGACUUUCAUAAAAAAAAAAAUCACAUGUCAGUAAUAAAUUUGAAACAUAAAGAAUUAACAAAAAAACUAUUUUCCUUAGUAAUUAAUCAUUUAAUUAGAUUACAUACAUCAUAUUAUUUGUCAAAACGAGCCUAUUAUUUUGUUAUGAAUUAAUUUCUUACCCUUAUUUAUCAGAACUCUAAUUAUCACAAAUUACAGUCUGUCGAAAUUACAGUCCAAUACAUACUAAAAAAUAUUUUCUUCUUCUAUUUAAUAAUGCCUCUAUUGCUUAUACCCUAUGAGAUUUCUAAGCUAAAAUGUUUAUUUGUAUUUUUUAAUAACAAAAAAAACAAGGCGUAGUUUUAUAUCUAUAGGUAACAAGGCAAGACUACUGUCAGGUAAUACUGUGACUAUUUACUAAAAUAUUUUGUUCACAGAAUUGAAAUAAAAUUAGUAUAUCCGCUGUUUCAAAUCAAGAGCUAAAUAUUUAAAAAAACUUUUACUAUAGAAAACAUUAAGACCGAAUGGAUCUUUUCCCAAUUUAAUGCUUUAAUUGAAAUUUUUGUUUGUGAAAUUAUGAAAUAAAAUUCUUUAAGGGUCUUGAUUUGGAACAGAAUAAAAAAGUUAUAAAUAUGUUUUUAGUAGUCUUAAAUAAUUUUGAAAUAGUAUAUAGUCGAUUGUACUAAUGAAUUUGCAUUUAUCGUCAAACAAGGAUAUCUGGUCCGAUAAGAAGCGCUGCUAUCGCUGCUAGUUCUGUCAGAAAAUAUAUAAAACCUACAUGAUGGCCAUAAAAAUGGCAGAAAAGAAAAAAACUACAUGACAGCUACAGUACGAAAAGGACCUAUUGACACUUUUUAGACAUUGACAGGAGGGCGCUAGAGCCGUCAUACUUUAGUUUGCUUUAUGUCCACCGGGUCAGAUAUCCUUAUCAGUUCACAUAUAAAAUAUAAAAAGUCUGUACAUAACCAAAGUUAAUAUUUGUACUGCAAGCAAAUUAUUGUACUUUGAAUACUGUUUGACAUAAAUAUUAAGUGGAAUGUAUACUGAAUCGUAUUGUGUUCUGAUAUUUUAUAUAUUUAACGAAAUGUACUUAUAUAAUGGACAAAAUACUAUGUACUAGGGACUAUUCGUUCCAAAUAAUUAUAUACUGAAGAUAUUAAUCAUAUCCUAAAAAAAGCAAAAUAAAAAAAGCUAUCACACAUUUAAAACUACGAAGGGAAGACAAUGAUAGUAAUUGCUACUACUUUCUAUUUAAUAAACAUUAUACCAGGACCCAAAAGUAUUUCAUAAUUUUUAAAUUUGAUUUUUUUCGAGAACAGUACUAGGUAACUGGUAACGUCAACAGCGAACAAUAAAAUAAAAAUCUAAACAACAAAAAUAGUUUCGAUAUCGAAUAAAAAAAUAACAAAAAUUACAUUCCCUCUGUAUCUGGCUAGUUAUAAAACUAUAACUAAGAAGACUAUCUUCUUAUAAGGCUUGGUUACUAUACGAGUACACACGUCUGGUGAGCUCAUUUGCGAAUGAAAUAAUAUUGCUCGCAUACAUAACCUCAAUUGCGAAGAUAUUUUUUAAAGAUAAAUAUGGAUUUCAGAUUUAAAAAAAUAUCCAUUUUACUAUACCAAUCUAUUUAACACGUCAAAAUAAUAUCGAGACUUUAUUCUUAAAAUGAUUAAUGUCCUAAUAGUCAAAAAAAAUCCGGGCAUACUCGUAGUGUAACCCUAGCUAAAAUAUUACGAAAAUAAAUUGAAAAAAAAAAAA